Nanorana parkeri is the source of this 3791-nucleotide messenger RNA. It is a transcript of the gene VCPIP1, whose product is annotated as valosin containing protein interacting protein 1. Gene Ontology annotation, molecular function: cysteine-type deubiquitinase activity. Lineage: Eukaryota; Metazoa; Chordata; Amphibia; Anura; Dicroglossidae. Bases 82 to 3657 code for a protein of 1191 amino acids. The transcript is spliced from 3 exons. The record is from RefSeq and is a predicted model, not a curated record. Gene Ontology annotation, biological process: endoplasmic reticulum membrane fusion; protein K11-linked deubiquitination; protein K48-linked deubiquitination.
GCAGCGAGCGCUGCUGAUGCGGCUGUUGUUGUUGUUGUUGUUGUGGUGACUGAGGAUGAGAGGACGGUGACUGUCGGCGCCAUGUCUCAGCCUCCCCAGUCCCCAGCCCAGGCGCAGCAGAGGAGGAGGAGGGGGGAUAGGCGCAUUUUCUCCGGCACUUGUCCGGAUCUCCAGUGCCGGGCCAGGCUCUUCUUCCCGGCUCAGGGCUCAACCAGCAUCGAGUGCACGGACUGUGGCCAGAGACACGAGCAGAGGCAGCUGCUGGAGGUGGAGGAGGUCACGGAACCGGACGUGGUGCUGCACAACCUGCUGAGGAACGCCCUGCUCGGUGUGGCCGGGCCCCCUCGCAGGAACACCACCACAGAUAUGGUGAAAGUCAUGGGGCUGUCCAACUACCACUGCAAGCUGCUCUCCCCCAUACUGGCCCGCUAUGGCAUGGACAAGCAGACUGGCAAGGCCAAGCUGCUGAGGGAGAUGAACCAGGGGGAUGUGUUUGACUGCUCCUUGUUGGGGGACCGGGCCUUCCUUAUUGAGCCUGAGCAUAUAGAUACGGUGGGCUACGGUAAGGACCGCUCAGGUAGCCUGCUGUACCUGCAUGACACCCUGGACGACAUCAAUAAGGCCAACAACAACCAAGAGUCGCUGAUACCUGUCCACGUGGAUGGAGAUGGCCACUGCUUGGUGCAUGCCGUGUCACGGGCCCUUGUGGGAAGAGAACUUUUUUGGCAUGCCUUGCGUGAGAACCUAAAGAAGCACUUGAAAGAGAACUUGGAUAGAUACAAGGCCCUAUUCCAUGACUUUAUUGAUGCAGCGGAAUGGGAAGACAUCAUUAACGAAUGCGACCCUUUGUUUGUUCCACCUGAAGGCGUACCCCUGGGUCUGAGAAACAUUCACAUAUUUGGGCUUGCGAAUGUCCUUCACCGUCCUAUUGUCUUGCUGGAUUCCUUAAGCGGCAUGAGAAGUUCCGGGGAUUACUCCGCUACCUUUCUUCCUGGUUUGAUACCAGUGGAGAGCUGUAAAGGCAAAGAUGGACAGCUCCAUAAGCCAAUAUGCAUAGCCUGGAGUAGCUCAGGUCGCAAUCAUUACAUACCUUUAGUGGGCAUCAAAGGCUCCUCAUUGCCAAAAUUGCCCUUAAAAUUACUUCCCAAGGCCUGGGGAGUUCCACAGGAUUUAUUAAGAAAGUACAUUAAACUAGAAGACGAUGGCAGUUGCGUUAUUGGAGGAGACAGAAGUCUGCAAGACAAAUACUUGCUAAGGUUGGUUGCUGCCAUGGAGGAAGUGUUCAUGCAUAAGCAUGGCAUCCAUCCCAGCUUAGUAGCAGAUGUGCAUCAAUACUUUUAUAGAAGAACUGGAGUUAUAGGCGUUCAGCCUGAAGAAGUGACUGCGGCUGCCAAGAAGGCAGUGUCUGAAAAUCGCCUUCACAAAUGCCUCAUCUGUGGUGCUUUGUCAGAGCUCCUGGUCGCUCCAGAGUGGUUGGCCCCGGGAGGGAAGUUAUAUAACCUGGCAAAAUCUACCCAUGGUCAGUUGAAGCCAGAUAAAAACUACAGUUUCCCACUUAAUAACAUAGUUUGUUCCUACGACGCAGUAAAUGAUGUGUUAGUACCGGAUUUUAACUUGAGCAACCUAACCAGUUGCAAUUGGUGCCGUGGUAAUUCAGUCCGCAGGGUGAGAAGUGAUGCCUCCAUAGUUUAUUUGGAUGGUGACAGAACUAACACCAGGUCUUAUGGAGGCAAAUGUGGCUGUGGAUUUAAGCAUUACUGGGAUGGUAAAGAGUAUGAUAACUUACCUGAAGCAUUUCCCAUCACUUUGGAGUGGGGUGGAAGAGUAGUGAGAGAAACUGUAUACUGGUUCCAGUAUGAAAGUGAUACAGCCUUGAACAGCAAUGUGUAUGACGUUGCAAUGAAACUGGUGACCAAGCAUUUCCCAGGCGAAUUUGGCAGUGAAAUCCUUGUGCAGAAAGUUGUAAACACCAUAUUACAUCAGACUGCCAAAAGGAACCCUGAUGACUACACUCCGGUGUCCAUAGAUGGAGCUCAUGUGCAGAGGAUGGAAGAUAUUAAACCAGAGGAGGACUCUGAUUCACACUUACCGACAAAAAUCAUUCUCACUGGUCAGAAAGCCAAAACUCUGCACAAAGAGGAAUUAAAUAUGAGUAAAGCGGAAAGAAAGCUCCAGCAAAACAUUACAGAACAGGCAUCAGUGAUGCAGAAACGCAAAUCGGACCAGAUAAAACAAGAACAGAAAGGACCAGUUAGAUCCUCCUCCCCUGGGGCUAUGAAAGAUGGCCCAUCAUCUGGUCCUUCAACUCCCACAAAAGCACCUUACUCACCAACCUCUUCUAAAGAGAAGAAAAUCCGUAUUACAACCAAUGAUGGACGCCAGGCAAUGCUCACCUUAAAAUUCUCAACGACAUUUUCUGAGCUUCAAGAGGGAAUAGCCAAAGAGUUAGACAUUACACCUUAUUUACAGUGCAUUCGCUAUGGGUUUCCCCCAAAAGAGCUUCUGCCACCCAAGGAUGGCUUUGAAAAUGAGCCUGUGCCGUUACAACAUGGUGACAGAGUUACAGUUGAGAUUUUAAAAGCCAAAGACAAACCUGUCCAACAGAUGCCAUCGCAUUCCAGUCAUGCUGUUUCCGAUGAGGAUUCUGCCGUGUCUACAAAAGCAGUUUCAAAGGAGCUUCAAGACCAAAUUGACAAAGAGAUGUACUCCUUGUGUUUACUGGCAACCCUUAUGGGGGAAGACGUUUGGUCUUAUGCUAAAGGACUCCCACAUCUGUUCCAGCAGGGAGGUGUCUUUUACAAUAUUAUGAAGAAAAACAUGGGAGUUGUGGAUGGAAAGCAUUGCACAUUUCCUUACCUGCCUAAUAAAACGUUUGUCUACAACGCUGCUGAAGACAGGUUGGAACUUUGUGUGGAUGCGGCAGGGCAUUUCCCUAUUGGUCCUGAAGUAGAAGAUUUGGUGAAAGAAGCAUUGACACAAGUGCGCUCCGAAGCAUCUUCUAGAAGCCGGGAAUCUAGUCCCUCACAUGGACUAAUGAAGCUUGGCAGCGGUGGUGUGGUGAAAAAGAAGUCUGAACAACAUCACAAUGUAACAGCUUUUCAAGGCAAAGGGCACUCACUAGGAACAGCUUCAGGUAGUCCAGAACAUAGUCAAAGAACAAGAGCUCCAUCGAAGCCUAGCAGUACGGCAAGCUUUAACAGUACUCCAAUAUAUGAUCCUUCUUCCUUUGCUUCAACAGCUAGUGAUGGCGAGCUGAUCAGAGUAGCUCCUGGUGUAGUUACUAUGAGAGAUAGCAGGCAACUUGAUCCCAGUAUAAUAGAAGCUCAACGGAAAAAAUUGCAAGAAAUGGUUUCCUCAAUCCAAGCUUCAAUGGAUAAGCACUUACGGGAUCAAAAUGCAGAGACAUUGACGGGGUCUGAUAGCUCUCCAAAAAAAGGAGAAUUUAAUUCCUCAAAGUCUGGAAGCGGUCCUUCAGGAGUGACUGUGGAUGCAAAUAUAAGUCCUGUAUCUUCAGACAGUAAGGCAGAAGGUUCUUUACCAACGUCAUUGGCUGCGAGGCCUAAAAUUCAAUCAGCAGCCUCAACAGAGGAUCAAGAAGAGAUGGACAGCCAGGAUGUAGAAAUAGCCAAUGUAGCUGAGCCCAUGGAUCAUUCAUGAUGGCUGAGAGGUUCUAAGAAAGAUUAUACAGAAAAUAUAUAUAUGUAUAAAUAUGUAGUAUGAUGGCUGGGCCACAGUGUGAAAUAGUCCUUUGCAUAAUUCUUCUAAGUUUAAAAGAAUAUUAAACUCCUUUU